This is a messenger RNA of Hevea brasiliensis (rubber tree), 1289 nucleotides long. RefSeq lists its product as uncharacterized. The record is from RefSeq and is a predicted model, not a curated record. The transcript is spliced from 5 exons. Bases 267 to 1004 code for a protein of 245 amino acids. NCBI's taxonomy places the organism in Eukaryota, Viridiplantae, Streptophyta, Magnoliopsida, Malpighiales, Euphorbiaceae. Gene Ontology annotation, molecular function: protein binding.
UCAAAUUCACACCCCGAUUCUGUCGUCACAAUCUUUUUUUCUCCGCAAACCCAACGGAAAAUGCAUUCGCUGCCCAGUCUUAAAGCGUUAACGGAUUUCACCGCCGGCACCAGGACCUUCUUUCGGGUUCGGAGCUCCGCUUUCGUGAGCAGACACUGGCUCAAUUUUCGGGACUCCGUUAGCAAUUAAAGAUUGUAGCGUGUUCGGUUGAGAGAAAUGAGAAUGGCGGUGAAGGAGCCAGUUCGAGUUCCAAUUUCGGGUCGGGAAUGGGUUCGGAGGAUAAUGCGAGUUCGUUUUUGUCUCGGACUCAAAAUUAUGCUCUGUUGAAGCCGCAAAUGGAAGUUGCUGCCCAAUCAGAGGUUACCUCUUUUUCUCCCUAUCGUUUUCUUAUUUCGUGUUGUUUUUAUGACGUUGUUAUGGUUUUUGAGGACUACGAAGAAGCUGCUAGAAUUCUUGAUUCGUUGAAGUCCUUCGAAGAGGAGGAGCCAGUUCUGAGACUUCGCGGGUUACUCAAGGAGGCUAUCAGUGAAGAGCGGUUUGAGGAUGCGGCUAGACAUCAAGAUGAACUAAAUGAAAUUGCACCACAUUCCCUCCUGAAAUGUUCAAGCAAUGCAACAACCUUGGGGAUCAGAGCUCAGGUUAGGAGUGUUUACAUUGAGGGCCGAAGUCAGCCUUCAAAGGGGCAAUAUUUCUUUGCAUACAGAAUAAAAAUCACCAAUGACUCAGAUUGUCCUGUUCAGCUUCUCAGGAGACAUUGGAUUAUCACUGAUGCCAAUGAAAAAAUUGAAAAUGUUUGGGGGAUUGGAGUUAUAGCUGAGCAGCCAGUUAUGCCUCCUAGGAUGGGUUUUGAGUACUCAUCUGCUUGCCCAUUAUCUACCCCCAAUGGCAGAAUGGAAGGUGACUUUGAGAUGAAACACAUCGAUAGAGUAGGCUCAAGAACUUUCAACGUGGCUGUUGCACUAUUUUCUCUGUCAAUACUAGGAGAUGAAAGUGAACCUUCAUGAAAUUUGAGCUGCCACUUUCCAGAGGUAGAGAAACUGCAUUCUGUUCCACGCAAUGUCGCAUUUAUCAAAUUGAGUGUUCAAAAUACUGUAAAGUAGUGCUUUUUUAAUUAUGCGAAUGUAAAGGCCAUCUCCAUUAUUGGGGAAUAUAAACUAAUAUUUUCAUAAAUUUUUUGUCUAGAAAUUUACAAACUGCCAUAAUUGUAUGUAGUGAUAUUGAUGAAGCAAACAGUCAGUACUUAGUAGAGAUGAUCAAAAGUACAUCAAUAAAAAAUUUGUUUUGUGAUA